CAGUUUCACUAUAAAGCAACUCUGCCAAAUGCUUCUUCAAGUACAACUAAAACAGAUACUUUAAAGAAAACAUAAAAAUUUAGAGUCGAGUCAUCAUGGCUAAGAAUCAGCAGAUUGCAGCGAUUCGGUUUCUAUUUCCUCUUGUUUUGUUUUUGGCUGUCUUACUUUGUGUUGUUGAUGGUAAGAGAUUUAGUCAUACUCAUGACCAUAAGAUCAGAAGAGGAAAAUGGGAGGGUAAGCUGAAGAUGAAAUUCUAUCACAAAACCUGCCCUCAAGCCGAGGAUAUCGUGAGAGAGAUUGUCUCUAAGAAAGUCGAAGCAAACCCUAGCUUGGCUCCCAAGUUACUGAGAGUUCAUUACCAUGAUUGCUUUGUCAGGGGGUGCGACGCAUCACUGCUUUUAGAUCCGGUUGCUGGAAAAGCCGCGUCAGAGAAGGAAGCGAGACCUAAUCUCUCGCUUUCAGGGUUUGAAGUCAUCGAUGAGAUCAAGUCCCUUCUCGAAAAGAAAUGCCCCAAAACCGUCUCUUGCGCUGACAUUCUCACCCUAGCCUCCCGUGAUGCCGUCUCGUACCUAUAUGGACGGCAGCUAUGGAAUGUCUUCACCGGACGUGUUGACGGAAGAGUUUCGUUGGCGACGGAGGCCGCCAGAGACUUACCUUCUGCUGGUGCAAACUUCACCUCUCUGCAGAAACUCUUUGCCGAGAGCGAUUUGGACGUCGUUGACCUCGUGGCUUUAUCAGGAGCACACACAAUAGGAACAGCACGUUGCGGUGUGUUUGGUCGGAGGCUCUUGAACUUCACCGGGAAAGGAGACACAGAUCCUUCCCUCAACUCUACCUACGCCACUUUACUCAAAUCCAAAUGCUCCGACAAAUCUCUAAGACUAAACUCUUCCGCAGUGGUCGGAAUGGACCCCACCGGACCUCUCUCCUUUGACAGUGGCUACUUCAUCUCUCUCCUCCAACACAAAGGACUCUUCACCUCCGACGCCGCCUUGUUGACUGAUCCCUCCGCCGCUAACAUUGCUAGUCUUUUCCAAAACUCGGGAAGUUUUCUUGCUCAGUUUGGUCGGUCUAUGAACAAGAUGAGUUCCAUCAAAGUCCUUACACUUGGAGAUAAAGGUGGUGAGAUUCGCAGAAAUUGUCGCUUCGUCAACUAAUUAUAUCACUUUCCAUCCAAUAUUCGUUACCGUAAUUUUAAUUUUCAUGUAAUCAUCUUUUGAUAUUAAUUUGUUUUGCUAAACGAUCGUGUAUAAGUCCAUAUCCAAGGUUAUAUACGGUACAUGUUCUAUUUUUUCAUAUUUAAUCAGUACAAUAAAAUUCUUCAUAAUAAAUUUUCUCGAACUCGAUUGUAAAAUCGAACCCCUUUGUCUUCAAAC
This is a messenger RNA of Thlaspi arvense, 1376 nucleotides long. Lineage: Eukaryota; Viridiplantae; Streptophyta; Magnoliopsida; Brassicales; Brassicaceae. The record is from the annotation of a GenBank genome assembly.